This is a messenger RNA of Saccharomyces kudriavzevii IFO 1802, 762 nucleotides long. It is a transcript of the gene PUS5, whose product is annotated as pseudouridine synthase PUS5. Lineage: Eukaryota; Fungi; Ascomycota; Saccharomycetes; Saccharomycetales; Saccharomycetaceae. The coding region runs from base 1 to 762 and encodes 253 amino acids. The record is from RefSeq and is a predicted model, not a curated record. The transcript has a single exon. Gene Ontology annotation, biological process: pseudouridine synthesis. Gene Ontology annotation, molecular function: RNA binding; pseudouridine synthase activity.
AUGUCACUGAAAAGGCAGAUAUCAAUAAUCUUUGAAAAUGCGCACUACUUCAUAGUUAAUAAACCGCCUGGCACACCAUCUCAACCACCAGACUCGAGAACGUGGAAGAGAACACACCCUGACCUUGAUCCAACUCCACUAUUAGAAAAUUUCAAAACCCUUUAUUCCUCAGAUAAACAAGUGGAAUCAUGCCGAACCGUGCAUAGGAUAGACCAUUGCGUAACUGGGGGCAUGCUGAUUGCAAAAACUAAAGAUGCCAGUGCAAAGUUUUCUAGGUUUUUACGAAAAGGCGGUAAUAACGGUUAUAAAUUGCAAAGAAAGUACGUUGCCAUUGUUGAGCAGCCCAGUCGUCUCAAUGAAACAUCCAACAGCGAUAUUAACUAUGGACCGCAGUAUAAUUCAUUAAUUUCACAUGACGGUAAACAAAUUACCAAAUUUAGAAAAGUAGAUGAUCAGUGUAUUAUUUUACAACUGGUAACAGGCAAAAAGCAUCAGAUUCGGUAUCACCUCUCACAAAUUUUGAACCAACCCAUACUAAAUGAUCAGAAAUAUGGCAGUACUGCGAAGUUACCAAGAGCAUUCAAAAAUCAGAUAGCGUUACAUUCAGCGUGCAUCACGACGAAAAUUGGUUUGCAGACCAAAUGGCAUUUAAUACCUAUGAAAUACAAUAAUACUGGCGAGCUAUGGCCAAGAAAAUACGUCAGUGAGGAGGGCGAAUUCAUUUCAUCAAUCAAGGACGUUCUUAUGGAGAACUGGGACUAA